GAGGCACGCUCCCGUCCUGGGGCCGGCGGGGAGGACGCCUGAAGGGGCGCAGGCUGCGACGCGGGGCCUGGGCGGAGUCGCGGCUUCCCGCCGGCGCUGCGUGGCCUCCCGUCCCUCGGGUUGGCCCGCCCAACAACCCCGCGAGGGUAUUUUCUUCGCUGCCUGUUUGGUGCAGAAAGGAUGUCCCGUGUCCCUUUGGGAAAAGUCCUUUUGCGGAAUAUCAUUCGCCACACUGACGCACACAACAAGAUUCAGGAAGAGUCAGAAAUGUGGAAAAUACGGGAGAUGGAAAAGCAGAGCCAAGAGAUACACUGGAGCAAACACGAGAGGACUCUUCUGAACAGCCCCAGCAGCCGGAUGCGUAGCGAUGGGUUCGACGAGGAGAGCCAGCAAGCCACCUGGAGGGCAAGGAAUGUGCCGGUUAUGGCAGUGACCAUUGAAGAUGACCUUCAUCACGCCCGGUACUGGAACAAGAAGCUCUACGAAUGCGAAGCUAACGUGCCAGACAGAUGGGGCCACAGUGGCUACAAAGAGUUGUAUCCAGAAGAAUUUGAUACAGACAGUGACCGGGAGCCAGAUGAGCAAAACUCUGUGAAUGGAAAAAGAAAAUCCCCAUCAGGCAGAGAGUCUUCUGCGAAGCUGCAUAAAAGGAAAAAGGCCAAAAAGUCACACAGGAAGAAGCAGAAAAAGAAAUCUCACAAGAAGAAGAAGAAGAAGAAACGAGAGCUGCUGAGCACGGUGGCGGGUUCUUCCCAGGAGUCUGAAUGUUCGGAGGGGGAGCCUGCCAAGAGGAGGAGGAAGCGCCACGCCAAGGGCAAGAAGGCCUCAGCCGAGCCCCCUGCCGCCUCCUUGGGGCCAGGCAGCGGCUCUAGCAAGGCCAGCAGCUGCCUCUCCAGCCAUUCCGGGGACAGUAACCCGGAGAGGGAGCCGGUGAGGAGGAGGAGGAAGCGUCAUGCUUCCCUGUCUGAGAGAGCGGGGGAGAGGGUGCCCGAGAAGCGCAGCAAGAGGAAGAACUGGAAAGUAGCAGCAGAUGAGAAUUCUGAGGACAGCUCAGAGGAGGACUAGGACCAAGCUCUGGGGGCUGAUGGGCUCGGAGAGGUAGAGCUUCCCUCCGGACGCAGUCCUGCUGAGAGCAAACUUGGAUUUGGUUCGGCUGGCAGGGGCAGGGGGUAAUUUUGGCUUCCCGUGGGCCAGAAAACAAAGGCUUGGAUUCCUUUUGCUCGCGCCAGAUUCCAGCCGGACAGUCCUUUUUUUCACGUUGGGAUGGACCUUUCCAUUGCAAAGUUCUGCUCUUGAAGACAGCAAGAACUGUGGAUGAUUUCGGCUCCCCUUUGCCUUUAAAAAAAACCCUGGAAUUUAUUUUUUAAUUGCUAAGAUCUACAGUUGGAUUGCAAUAAAGCAUGAGGGGGAGAGGUGAGAUGUUCCCCAGGCA
Messenger RNA from Candoia aspera, 1432 nucleotides. RefSeq names its product NKAP domain containing 1 (gene NKAPD1). NCBI's taxonomy places the organism in Eukaryota, Metazoa, Chordata, Lepidosauria, Squamata, Candoiidae. The record is from RefSeq and is a predicted model, not a curated record. The transcript is spliced from 6 exons. The coding region runs from base 181 to 1065 and encodes 294 amino acids.